AAAGUCACAGGCAACAUGUUAAACACUCCGAAGAAGAUAGCUGAAAGUCUCCUGCCCUAAACAUGGAUAUCGGAGGCCUGACCACAGUGGUAGCAAACUCUGCUUACAUCAAUGCUCGUGGAAGUUUUGAUGGCACCAAUACAGCAACAUCCCGGGAUAAAAAGUACCACUCCCGCCUCAUGCUGCCCAACCUCCCAGUGUGUGAGGGCCUGAGGGACACCCUGGAUGUGACCUUUGACUCAGUGUGUGUGGAGCAGCCCAUCGGCAAGCGCCUCUUUAGGGAGUUCUUGGAUAAAGAUGCAAAUGUAGAGUAUCACGGGGCUUGCCGUUUGUGGAAAGACCUGGAGGCGUAUGACAUGGCUGAGGAUUCUGGGAGGGCAAAGAAGGCCUCAAAGAUAGUCCAGCAUUACAUGGAGCCCUCUGUCAAACACUUCUGCUCCUUCCUGUCAGAGGACCUCAUCGCCAAGGUGAAGGAGAACCAGGAGCAGCAGGGCGAUGAUCUGUUUGUAGCAGCAUGGGCCACGCUGUUGGACUUCCUGCGAGAGACCCCCUACUCCUCCUUCCUGGAGAGCCUGUUUCUGAAGAGGUACCUGCAGUGGAAGUGGCUGGAGAUGCAGCCCAUGGACGCAGACUGGUUCCUGGACUUCCGUGUGCUGGGGAAAGGUGGGUUUGGGGAGGUGUCGGCCUGUCAGAUGAAAGCGACGGGGAAACUGUACGCCUGUAAGAAACUCAACAAGAAGAGGCUGAAGAAGAGGAAAGGCUUUGAGGGGGCGAUGGUGGAGAAGAGGAUUCUUGAGAAGGUUUACAGUCGCUUCAUUGUGUCAUUGGCGUACGCCUUCCAGACAAAGGAGGAAAUUUGUCUGGUGAUGACCAUCAUGAACGGAGGAGACCUCAAGUACCACAUCUACCUGGUGGAUGAGAACAACCCGGGCUUCGAUGAGCCCAGAGCCUGUUUCUACAUCGCUCAGAUCAUCCAGGGCUUGGAGCACCUCCACCAGAAGAGAAUCAUCUACAGAGAUCUCAAACCAGAAAAUGUGCUGCUGGAUAAUGAUGGGAAUGUGCGUAUAUCUGACCUGGGUCUUGCUGUGGAGCUGCAAGAAGGCAAAACACAGACCAAAGGAUACGCUGGGACUCCAGGGUACAUGGCUCCCGAGAUGCUGAAAGGAGAGAAGUAUGACACCUCAGUCGACUACUUCACUCUGGGAGUCACGCUGUAUGAGUUCAUUGCAGCUAAGAACCCAUUCAGAAACAGAGGGGAGAAGGUUGAACGUGAGGAGAUGAAAGAGCGGAUGCUGACCCGGGAGGUGACCUAUGAGGAAAACUUCAGUGAGAACGCUCGCUCGCUCUGUGACGGGCUGCUGGCCAGAGACGUUGAGAAGAGGAUGGGCUUCAAGAACGAAUGCUGCGAUGAGAUCAGAGCGCACGCUUUCUUCAGUGACAUCAACUGGAGGAAACUGAACGCAGGAAUUCUGCAUCCACCUUUCGUCCCGGACUCUAAAGUGGUGUACGCUAAAAGUCUGGACGACGUUGGAGCUUUCUCCUCGGUGAAGGGAGUGACCUUGGAUGAUCCUGAUAAAAGCUUUUUCGAUGAGUUUUCCUCAGGCAACAUCCCCAUCCCCUGGCAAGAGGAGAUGAUCGAAACAGGCAUCUACGGAGAGCUCAAUAUUUGGGGUCCUAACGGCAGCAUCCCCAAAGACCGCAGGGAGUCUGUAAUGGAGCAGCAAAAGUCAUCAACCUGCUGCGUUUCGUAGAGUCAUGGAAACACCUUGAAAAUACUAAUAAUAAUAAUAGACUUAUGCGUCAUGAAGACUCAGGAAAGACACAUCUCUUUUGGACUCACUAAUCUCAGUUCAAACUGUUUGUGACUCUUUGAUUAAAUGUUAUUACUUUAAGUAAUAAUGUUAAAGGUUUUAUCCCCAAACUAAGUAGCACAAUGGUGACUUAGUCGUAUACCCCCCUGAUGAAAGCCCUGGGGUUUACAGCAUUGCAAACCAGGUGUGUUUGGCGACAUUUCCUGGAAAAAUCCAUCUUAUUGCGAUAGGUGCCACCAAAGAGAAGAACACUGAGAUCUUCCAGAUUACCCCUUAAAAUGUAGAUUUAGACGUUUCAAAAAGAAAGUGCUGACAUGAUUUCCUCUUUGUCUUCUUUGCCGUUCUCUCAGUCUUUACUAUUUGUGUGUGCAUGUGUUAAAUGAAUGUAAUACUUUUAGGUUUAAAAUGCAUUUAAAGUAUAGACUUAUACUUUGAAUAGGGUUAGUCAAGUGGUACAUUCGAGUGAGAGUGACAUGUUGAACAUGUACAAAUGUUUAUUUACUUCUCUUGAAUAUGUGCUUCUAUAGAGUGUUGGUUGUUCUUAUUGAGUCUACUGUCUUUUAGUUUGAAUAUAAACAGCUACUACUGUUGCUGAAAUACUAAAAGCUACUACACCAGAAAUGUACAUUUUUGAAAAGAAAUUGUUAUAGAUUUAUUUAUUUAUUUGUUUAUUUCAUAGAUCAUAAUUUACUCUUUGCACAAAGAAAAGAAACAAGAAGAGCAGAGCACCUUUCAUAUGAGUAAAUAUAGUCAAGUUGUUAUGAAAUACACCUAAAUAUAGAGACACGUUUACAGCAAAUGUUUUUAUUUUUGUUAAUUAGAUUAAAAUCAGAGAUAUGAACUGUAUAGAAAAGUGCUGGCAAAUAAAAUAACUUAUUGUAAUGGAAA
Messenger RNA from Trematomus bernacchii (emerald rockcod), 2699 nucleotides. It is a transcript of the gene grk1a, whose product is annotated as G protein-coupled receptor kinase 1 a. Gene Ontology annotation, cellular component: cytoplasm. Gene Ontology annotation, biological process: signal transduction; protein phosphorylation; regulation of signal transduction. Gene Ontology annotation, molecular function: ATP binding; rhodopsin kinase activity. The record is from RefSeq and is a predicted model, not a curated record. Lineage: Eukaryota; Metazoa; Chordata; Actinopteri; Perciformes; Nototheniidae.